Molecule: messenger RNA, 1488 nt
Organism: Phaedon cochleariae (mustard beetle)
Lineage: Eukaryota; Metazoa; Arthropoda; Insecta; Coleoptera; Chrysomelidae
Source: the annotation of a GenBank genome assembly
AUGUCGAGUCCUGAGCAAGAAAACAUUAUGAACAACAGCCAUACACAAAAUCAAACCAUACAAUCGCCUCUUGAUGUUUCCCAUUCCUAUAGUGUUAACACAAUUUCAUCACUUCGAGAUUACAUUAUUUCAGAGGACCUGCUGGCUGGGCAGAGGUUAGAAGGCAGGAUGUCAAGUGUUAGAAGGUUUUUUUGUUUAUUUGUUACCUUUGACUUUCUGUUCACAUGUUUGAUGUGGAUAAUAUGUGUUAUGCUGAAUGGAGAAUACAUUAUAACAGCUUUACAAGAACAAGUGGUUCACUAUAAUAUUCAUACAUCACUAUUUGACAUAGUGCUGAUAGCUUCUUGUAGAUUCAUCAUGUUGAUAUUUUUCUAUGCUUUGCUUUACAUGAAUCACUGGUUUAUAAUAUCACUGUCUACAGCUUCUACCUGUGGGUUCCUCAUCACCAAAGUGUUCUUUUAUGAUUGGCCCCACUCAUCACAACCAGUUUUUGAGGUACUGUUAGUUCUGGCCUCAUUUAUUUUAGCCUGGGGGGAAGCAUGGUUCCUUGAUUUUAAAGUUAUACCACAAGAAACACAUGCCAACAGAUAUUUGAUCACAGAUACUGAGAGAACCCCUCUGAUAAGGAGUUAUGUUCAGGGGCUCCCUUCUAUGUAUACAGAGAGUAUUGGGAAUUUUUAUUCUCCUCAAGGAUCACCAGAAGGUUCAAUGUUUAGGUUUGACCAAUCAGCCAAUGUUAGUACUUAUUUACCUGUGAAAUUUACUAAAGAACAGGAAGAUAAUUAUAAGAGAACAGCUUCAAAAGUGUUUCAUGAAGCAUGGGACCUAUUCAAAAGUAAAGAUUGGAAACUUCAAAAACAAAAUGAGAAUGAUAGUUUUUUCUCAAGAUCAGAAUCAAAGGGAAAAAAAAUCUUCAAAGUCCAGGCUGAAAUCAGUGUGUCCCCUAGAUAUCUUCUUGAAGAACUUUUCUAUCAAGUCCAUGAGCUUCCAAAAUGGAAUCCUGCUAUCAAAGAAUCACAAAGAAUUCAGUCAUUGAAUGAACACACAGACAUAACUUACCAAGUCUCAAAAGAAGCUGCAAAAGGUUUAGUUUCCAGUAGAGAUUUUGUGAAUUUGAGGCAUUGGGCGGAAAUUGAGAAUGGUUACAUGAUUUCUGUCAGCAAAACUGACCAUCCUUCUAUACCAGUAAAUAAAAAAAUUGUUCGGGGAGAAAAUGGAGUAGGUUGUUUUGUAAUUGAAGAAACCAAUCAGACAGACAUAAGUAUGUUUCACUGGAUAAUGAAUACCAACUUGAAAAUAUGGAUUCCAAGUACAAUUCUAGAAAAGGAAGUAGCACAUAUGAUGUUCACUUAUAUCAAAGACUUACGUAACCAUCUAUAUUCAAAAAGGAGUGAUAGCUGGGUUAUAUAUUUUUUCCUGAAGAACAUGGGUCUGAUUUAUAUCAAGGGUUUUCAAGAAAUCCUUGAAGUGGUAAAAAUAAAUUGGUAA